UAUCUCUCCCUCCGGCUCCCUGAGUCCAAGAGGGGGAAAGACUUUCUUCCCUCUGGCUUGACCUGCCUCUGGCCAGAUCAUGGCUUAUCUGAAGGCCUGAGAGGUGGGGCACCUAGCCCUACCCCAGCUUUCCAGUUCUUUCCGUUCCCUUCCUAGUGGUUCCUGAGACACACCGGGCCGGCACCUGUGCAGAGAUCUUACAGGGGAUUUCUACAGCCGUCAUUCCUGGUGAGCAGCUGAGUUGGUCCAGGCACAAUGUCCAGCGGAUUUGAGGAAGUCUCAAGAGUUGUGGUCCAAGAGGUAGAUCCUGGAGGGAAUGUGAUUGCUGUCCGAAGCAUCCUUGACGCUGACAGGUUUCACUGCUAUUCUCUGGUGAGGGGGAGGAGAAAUUUCUAGGGACGCCAGUACCACAGGAUAGACCUCACCCAAGAGGACAUACUGGAGAGAGGGGAGGGUGAAGGGCUGUUUGAUAAACUGGGUUCUGGGCCCCAAGAGCAGGGCCCAGAUUACUUGGGAGGCGGUGGACCUUUCCACAAGUGGAGUUUUGUUAAGCAAAGAACUCCAAAGGCUGAGUUCCAAGUUCUGGACAUGGUAGACUCAAAGGGAAUGUUGACAGUGAAAUUACCCAAAGAAAUAACAAUUGUAGGGGCCUUCCUAGUCAAGAUACUGGAGACCCGGAUACCCCAACAAUAUCUGGAUUCCCUUGAGCAUAGGGAGGCUGGAGUUGGGCAGCAUGGGGAGGGAGAGGGGGAAUACCCAGCUCUUAAUUGCUGUCUCUACAGGGAAGUCCUUGAGUUUAGAGGAUUUCAGAAAUGUGAAGGAGGAGGACAUGGUGAGGGGCCUCUAGGAUCUGAGAGAACAAAAAGAUGUGCUAAGCUGCCUCAGAGGGCAGUUGCCCCUCUACUAGAGUGGGACUGGUGUCAUCUCCCCCAUUUCCUGCCCCUAGGCGUUGGAGGUCCUGAUCUCUGGUGACCUACAGAUGGGAGGGUCUAGCAGGUCUUCUCAUGAGUACCUUUUUUAACGCUGCUGGGUUCUUGGUAAAGGCACAUACGGGAUCCAUUCUGGAUAUCUUGGAUGCUUUGAUUAGUGAGGAGGGAUGUGGCUGUAUGCUGAUGGAGGAAUUGCCGAGCAGAGGGGUCUGUGGGGAUUCAAAUCUUAGGAGGAAGGGGGCAUACAUUGCCUUUUACAUUUUGUGCAGGAUAGACCCUCACAUUUUAG
Enhydra lutris kenyoni (northern sea otter) is the source of this 1218-nucleotide messenger RNA. Its product is annotated as gasdermin B. The record is from RefSeq and is a predicted model, not a curated record. Lineage: Eukaryota; Metazoa; Chordata; Mammalia; Carnivora; Mustelidae. Gene Ontology annotation, biological process: pyroptotic inflammatory response; defense response to bacterium. Gene Ontology annotation, molecular function: phosphatidylinositol-4-phosphate binding; phosphatidylserine binding; phosphatidylinositol-4,5-bisphosphate binding.